AUGUACGCCGAUCACGUUGACCAACCUUUGGGAAGUAUAUGUUGGUGGUCUGACGGGUUCCGCGACAUGAUGAGGGCAGAUUUGAAGGCAGUCUCUGAUUUCUGCACCGUGAGAGGUGUUGUAUACAACAUGGAUCCGUAUUAUUUGGGGUUUUCACCUGUAUUCGUACUUAACCGAGAAAUGUGCCCGGAUAUAACUCGUUUUUGGACGGAGUCUCAUGUCAUUCACCACAUCAAGAAUGUUGCGUUGGUGAGUCCUGAAGUUGACUUCAAUAGGUUUUUUGACUUUUUGGCACUCUCAACUAUGUGCAAAAAGAAUUGGAACUUUUUGACCGAUGCGACGAAUGUUGAUGAUGUUUUGUAUCCAACAGAUCUGCUGUGGGAAGCUUGGACAAAGGGUGUGCGUGUGACAAAGGGGCAUCACGCAUUAUAUAAAACUCGCUUGUACGCCCUUGACACGGUGUCGAAAAAUAUGGAAUCAUCCUAUCGAAGCACGGGAAAGAAUGUAAUGACUUUGGAAAAAUCAUUACGAAUGUAUCGACAGCAGGCGCUGACUAAGAUAGCUGCCGAGUGUUUAGAUUUACCCUUCGUACCCGAACCUCCGCGCUUUGCCGCGCAGCAUGUCGGUGUUGUAGCACUCUUUGAAGGGGAAUAUAUCGCACAUUGGGAACAAUAUACAGCAAAAGAAGCAGCAGCAAAGAAUGCUAAUAGGAGCAAAACAGAUACGUGGCCUUCAACUGAUAAUUCGAAGGCAGAGCCUUUUCUUACAAAAGCGAGAAAAGGUCUGUCGGAAAUGAAACGAAACAUAGCUGACUCCCUUGGUCGUUUGAAGAGUAAAAGUAAGGAUGAUUCGGAUAAUAAGCUAAUGGCAAGUGAUAUAAAAACCAUUAAGGCUUCGCAUCUAAAGAAACAUUGUGACUCAUGGGAAGCAAACAAAAUCUCAUUGUGCAAAGGAUCAUAUAUGAGUGAUGAUCGUUGUAUAAAUAUGGUGAACCUUGUGGUUAAUCGAUUCAAGUCAUUCUUGAAAAACUGCAAAAAAGGCGCCGUGUACGGUAGUGCACGUGAAGUGUAUGAGGCGUAUGAGACAUUCCAUCUUAGCCGGGAUUACGAAACGACAGUUCUGGUGUUCAAACCGUCUAACCAAAAACGUAAAGCAAACUCACGCGUGAUACCGAAUUCACUGUGGCGAUGGCAGCGUGGUGAUGAUUCAUGCUUUCUCGGGGCUCUGAAGUCAGUUCGUUCAUUGUCUCACGUACAGGAUGAGGUUCACGCUACGAAGGUCGAGCGCCUACGGUACAUAUUGGGUGAAUGGCUCCGUGUAAGCGGUGUAAACAUAAAUAGUGGCGUCGUUAGCCUCAUGUCUGAAGGCUCUACUCCAUGA
Babesia ovata is the source of this 1380-nucleotide messenger RNA. Its product is annotated as sugar ABC transporter substrate-binding protein. The transcript has a single exon. Bases 1 to 1380 code for a protein of 459 amino acids. The record is from RefSeq and is a predicted model, not a curated record. NCBI's taxonomy places the organism in Eukaryota, Apicomplexa, Aconoidasida, Piroplasmida, Babesiidae.